AUUCUGUCUUCUUCUGUUUCAAAGUUCUCCAUCUUCAAAGCUUCCUCUCCUUCAAGUCGUCAAAACUCAAAACUCAAGAAAUAAUGGACACCCAUGUUCACCAGCUUUCUUCCGGGGAAGAGGAGGAGAUUGACUCUACAAUAAAAGACAAAGGAAAGGGUAAAAACCAGAACACUUCUUCUGAUAAACCUCGUUUGAUUCUUACUGGUAAGAAACGUCCACGUCGUCUUUCUUCUGGUGUUUGGGUGCAUUUUGAGUUUUUAGAUGAGCCUGAUGAAAAUGGUAAUCUGAUUUGCAAAUGUAAAAAGUGUGGUUUACGUUUUAAUGGUGAUAGUAAGAAUGAAACUGGGAAUCUUCAUCGUCAUUUGAAAAAUUGUAAACAAAGGUCUUUUAGGGAUGUUGGUCAAAUGAUAUUAGAGAAAACAUCCUCUGGUUUAGGAAAUAGAUUGCCUGAUUUUGAUGCUGGUUAUUUCCGUGAAUUAUUGUCUAUUGCUAUUGUGGAGCAUGAUAUGCCAUUUCAGUUUGUAGAGUUCAAGGGUUUUAGGAGAUGUUUUAAUUAUUUGCAUCCUGAUUUCAAACCUGUCACUCGAAACACUAUCAAAUAUGAUGUGCUUAAGAUGUAUAAAAGAGAGAAAGAGAAAUUAAAAGCGGUUUUGGGCUCAACUUGUAGUAGAAUUGCAUUGACUUCUGAUUGUUGGACUUCUUUAACCACCGAUGGUUAUAUAUCAUUAACAGCUCAUUAUGUUGACAAUUCUUGGUGUUUGCAAAAAAAGAUCUUGAACUUUUCUUACAUUGGUCCUCCCCAUACAGGAAUUCAUUUAUGUGAUCAUGUGUAUGGUUUGUUAAAGGAAUGGGGUAUUCAGAAAAAUAUUUUUUCAAUUACAUUAGAUAAUGCUUCUUCAAAUGAUGUUUUUGCUGAAAAUCUAAAAGGGGAACUUGAGUUGAUUAAUGGUGGGGAAUUUUUUCAUGUAAGGUGUUGUGCUCACAUUCUUAAUUUAAUUGUUCAAGAUGGUUUAAAAGAGAUUGAUGCGGCUGUGUAUAAGAUUAGAGAGAGUGCCAAGUAUUGUAAGAGUUCACAAGGUAGGAAACAAAGGUUUUUAAGUUGUGUAGCACAUGUUGAAAUUCAAUCUACUAGAAUUUUACAACAAGAUGUUCCUACUAGAUGGAAUUCAACUUACAUGAUGCUUGAUUGUGCUUUGUAUUUUAAAAAAGCUUUAAUUCAUUUUCAAAAAGUUGAUGCCAAUUAUGUGCAUUGUCCUUCUGCGGAAGAAUGGGGUAGAAUUGAGAAAAUAUGCAAGUUUUUGAAAGUUUUCCAUGAUGUCACACUUGCCUUUUCCGGGACCAAAUAUCCAACUUCCAAUCUCUACUUUCAUAGAGUCUUGCAGGUUAGGUUGUUGUUACAAAAUGAAAUGAAAAGUUCAGAUCUUUUUAUGCAAAAAAUGGCUUGUAAGAUGUAUGAGAAAUUUGGAAAAUAUUGGUCAGAAUUUAGUACAUUUAUGGUUGUUGCUGUGGUGUUGGAUCCACGAUAUAAGUUGCAAUGUGUCAAUUGGGGUUACAUGAGGAUAUAUGGUUAGCAUAGUAUUGAAUACGAGCUUGAGUUCUCUAAGGUUAAGGAUGCUCUACGGAGGUUAUACGAGGCUUAUGAAUCUACUCAUUCUUCAUCAAGCAAAGCUAUUCCCACUACUAAUGCUUCCAAUGAAGCUUCUGAUGAUUUUAUGAUGGAUUUUGAUAGUUUCUCUCAAGAGCAAUCAAGUGUGGCAAUCAAAUCUGAAAUUGAUAUGUAUUAUGAGGAGCCACUUAUCCCUCGAGGCACCAACCUUGAUAUUUUGUCUUAUUGGAGAACUUGUUCGGUCCGCUAUCCUGUAUUAGCUAAAAUUGCUAAGGAUGUUCUUGUUGUCCCCGUAUUAACCGUGGCCUCCGAAUCAGCUUUUAGUACUGGAAGUCGGGUGAUUGAUUGUUAUAGAAGUUCUUUAAAAUCAGAAACGGUGGAAGCUAUCAUUUGCUUAAGGGAUUGGGCCUUUGGGGAAGCAAAUAUGGAUCCUCAAAUGGAAAUGCUAUGUGGAUCAGUUAUGAAGCUUAAGGUGGAGGACAACAACGACAAUCAUGACACACCACGUUCCUCGCCCGAACUUGAACAAUUUGAUGAGAAUGCUUCUUCGAACAUUGUUUGAUCAUUUCUGAUUUUUUAAAAAACAUUUAUUUCUUUUUAAUUGUGGUUUGUAAUUUGUUUAAGACUAAUUUUGUUAUGUAAUAGUUAAUUAGGUAUUUAGACUUGUUAGACUUUAUUUGGUUUUCUAC
Chenopodium quinoa (quinoa) is the source of this 2298-nucleotide messenger RNA. Its product is annotated as zinc finger BED domain-containing protein RICESLEEPER 2-like. Gene Ontology annotation, molecular function: DNA binding. The transcript has 5 exons. Bases 84 to 1574 code for a protein of 496 amino acids. The record is from RefSeq and is a predicted model, not a curated record. Lineage: Eukaryota; Viridiplantae; Streptophyta; Magnoliopsida; Caryophyllales; Amaranthaceae.